Aspergillus calidoustus is the source of this 1314-nucleotide messenger RNA. NCBI's taxonomy places the organism in Eukaryota, Fungi, Ascomycota, Eurotiomycetes, Eurotiales, Aspergillaceae. The record is from the annotation of a GenBank genome assembly.
AUGCUCUCUACUCUUCGAGUUGCCGGCCGCAAGGCUGUGUCCCGUGAGGCUAGCGUGCGCACCGUAAUCGCAGGUGCCAGAUAUGCUUCCACCUGGUCCAAUGUUCCCCAGGGUCCUCCUGAUGCUAUCCUUGGUAUCACCGAGGCCUUCAAGGCCGAUUCCUUCAAGGAGAAGAUCAACCUUGGUGUUGGUGCUUACCGUGACGACAAGGGCAAGCCUUAUGUUCUGCCUUCCGUCCGCGCCGCGGAGGACAAGGUUGUCGCAUCGCGCUUCGACAAGGAAUACGCCGGAAUCACUGGUAUCCCCUCUUUCACCAAGGCUGCCGCCCAGCUCGCCUAUGGAUCCGACUCUCCCGUUCUGAAGGAGGACCGCCUCGUCAUCACCCAGUCCAUCUCUGGUACCGGCGCUCUGCGCAUUGGCGGUGCUUUCCUCCAGCGCUUCUAUCCCCACGCGAAGAAGAUCUAUCUGCCCACCCCUAGCUGGGCCAACCACAAUGCAGUCUUCAAGGACUCUGGACUCGAAGUCGAGAAGUACCGUUACUACAACAAGGACACCAUUGGUCUCGACUUUGAGGGCCUGAUUGCCGACCUCAAGGCCGCUCCCUCCAACAGCAUCAUCCUGCUCCACGCUUGCGCUCACAACCCCACCGGCGUUGACCCUACCCAAGACCAAUGGCGCGAGAUUAGCAACGUCGUGAAGGAGAAGAGCCACUUUGCUUUCUUUGACAUGGCCUACCAGGGCUUCGCCAGUGGCAGCGCCGAUCGCGAUGCCUUUGCUCCUCGUCACUUUGUUGAGCAGGGCCACAACAUUGCUCUGUGCCAGAGUUUCGCCAAGAACAUGGGUCUCUACGGCGAACGUGUCGGUGCUUUCUCCCUUGUCUGCGAGUCGGCCGAGGAGAAGAAGCGUGUCGACUCCCAGAUCAAGAUUCUCAUCCGUCCCAUGUACUCCAACCCUCCUGUGCACGGUGCUCGUGUCGCUUCCACCAUCAUGAACGAUCCCGCCCUGAACGAGCAAUGGCUCGGUGAGGUCAAGGGCAUGGCCGACCGCAUCAUUGAGAUGCGUGCCCUCCUCAAGAAGAACCUGGAGGACCUUGGCAGCAAGCACGACUGGUCGCACAUCACCAGCCAGGUAGGAUUGCUGGCACUUUUCAUCCAAACAAUACUGACACCAAUUGCAGAUCGGCAUGUUCGCCUACACUGGUCUCAAGCCCGAGCAGAUGGAGGCCCUUGCCAAGGAGCACUCUGUCUACGCCACCAAGGACGGCCGUAUCUCGGUGGCCGGUAUCACCACCGGCAACGUCAAGCGCCUGGCUGA